AUGAUCGUCGGCAUCGCCCACGUCAACUUGACGGUUACUCCGGGAACGCUGGAGCAGGCAGAGGAAUUUUACGGCACAACCUUGGGAUUAACCUCUGCACCAGUACCUGAGCUCCAAGUAGGAACUAUUCUGUGGUUCAAUAUUGGCUCCAGCGGACAGCAAAUCCAUGUCACUUGUGGCCCGACAGAUCCCCAACAUAGCCGACACCCAUGCUUCAAGCUUCCGUCUCAAGAAGAGCUAGAGUCGAUCAAGAAAUCCAUAUACGACCAUCAUGUGCGGGGCGGUCCCGCGGCUCCGAUGGCUGCAGACAAGCCGGGAGAACUGAAUUCCGGCACUAAGGGAAAGGAAUACCCCGAGCGCUUCUUUGCGCGGGAUUACGCGGGUAACCUGCUUGAAUUUACGAUCUAG
Molecule: messenger RNA, 408 nt
Organism: Penicillium macrosclerotiorum
Lineage: Eukaryota; Fungi; Ascomycota; Eurotiomycetes; Eurotiales; Aspergillaceae
Product: putative glyoxalase family protein
Exons: 3
Coding region: 1-408 (135 amino acids)
Source: RefSeq, a predicted model, not a curated record